UACCGAAUCUUAUUGUUAAUUCUUGGAUGGGUGAACAACUUCUGUUCAUUCGUCAUGAUGCACAGUCAGUGUAGGACAUAAUAUUUUGUCCUAGAAAACACUAGUCGCCAUGACUUGGUGUUUCAAACACCUUCGUUCCCUCACCAGGCCAAAUGGGUUAACACGUUCUUUGCAGCUCCGGGAAUAUACUGGAUUACGAAAACUAUUAAAUGCUAUUGAUGUGAUCGACUAAGGCAUUGAGGAGUUUGAACAGCAAGGACAUGGAUGUUUGUCAAGAAGCUCACGGGGUACACAUCGGAAUAUCAUUGGAAAUAAUUUCGUUUGGACAAUUUCAUAACUUUGGAAUAUAAUCUGUGUGUGUUGCUAAAGCUGAGCUGAUCAAAGGAACCACAAGCUGAAGAAGACGAAAAAGAAGAAGACGAAGAAGAAGAUGAAGAAGAAGUAGUAAAAGUAGAAGAAGAUGUAUUGAUUGCCAUCUCAUUUUCUUAGACAGUCAACCAAUCAGAGAGCUUUCUUUAAUUCCACCUGUCGCCGAGGAGAAAUCUCCACUUUCCCUUUUCCUUGAUUUGAGAAGAUCGCUGACAAACCGAAGGCACGGCGCAAAAACGACAGCAGCCAGCUUUUCUAUCGAAUUCAAACUGAAUCAGGCAGUCGGUACAACCAAGAAGACAUCAUGAGUGAGCAACUGGGACUGAUCCAGAACCGCAACCAGAAGUUCAAGGAACUAUUUGAAGGUGGUGAUAUUGAGGCAUUAGGAGACGCCCUCUACGUCCAAGACUGUAAGAUGAUGGUUCCUGGGGAAAAGACGGCAGAGGGAAAAGAAGAUGCGAAGAAACUCCUGACAUCACUGAAGACAGAGGGCGCUGUUGUGGUCAACCUGCAGGCUAUAGAAGUGGGGCCGGUCAAUGGUGGUGACGUGUUGUACGAACGAGGUGAUUAUGACUUCGCAAAGGCCGACAAAACGCCACUCAAAAUGGGCAAAUAUUUGGUGAUUUGGAAACGUAUCGAUGGCGAAUACAAGCGAUACACCGAGAUCCUCAACAGCGGUAAUAACAGUAACGCUUAAAGUCACGAGUGAAAGAAAAAUAACAAGAAACGCCUCUCAUCAGCAAAAAAAGCGACGAUUCAAAGUCUUUUUCGGGAAAGUCUUACAAGAAGUGAUGUAAUGUGUCCAUCAAUGUGUAAUGUGUUUUGAAUGACACUGAAGUUCGGCGUAGUAAUUUUCUUAAUAGCUCAUACAGGCUCCCUGUUCAAAACUCAACGCGUGAUAUCUUAUUGUUCCCAAUAAUUAUAUGUUCCCAAUAAUUAUAUGUAAUUAUGCUCUUUUUUGUAGAACGCAUGCUUUUGCCGUAGAGGGCGCUCAUCAAGUAUGAUGAUGUG
Patiria miniata (bat star) is the source of this 1380-nucleotide messenger RNA. RefSeq lists its product as uncharacterized. The transcript is spliced from 5 exons. The coding region runs from base 674 to 1066 and encodes 130 amino acids. NCBI's taxonomy places the organism in Eukaryota, Metazoa, Echinodermata, Asteroidea, Valvatida, Asterinidae. The record is from RefSeq and is a predicted model, not a curated record.